This is a messenger RNA of Myotis myotis, 1843 nucleotides long. Its product is annotated as C-type lectin domain family 2 member A-like. NCBI's taxonomy places the organism in Eukaryota, Metazoa, Chordata, Mammalia, Chiroptera, Vespertilionidae. The record is from RefSeq and is a predicted model, not a curated record. The transcript has 6 exons. The coding region runs from base 165 to 749 and encodes 194 amino acids.
UGUCUUAGACGUCUGCUAUCUCAUUGAGAAGAGCUGGAAAAGCUGCCUCUUCAGCCUGGAUCUCAGAAUAACAAGUACAGCCAGACCGGCAGCCUGAGACAGCUGUGUGGUUCCCAGCUUCUAGCAAACAGCUCUCAGCCAAUGCAGCACAGACAAAAGGCUACAUGGAUGAUGACCUAAACCUGACAAGUAUAGGAGAGUCCCAGUCUUCAGGUUAUGAUACCUCUUCCAACCUUACUGUAAAGUCACAAGAACACCUAAAAAGGAAUAAUAUGAAACUUAGUACCUCUAAAAUCAUCACCAUCAUCACCUUCUUUCUGAUUAUUCUAAUAAUUACAUUGACCACAAUUUUAACAGAAAAACACGAAUCUUCCACUGAACACAAAUCAUGCCUGGAUGGCUGGAUUGGUUACCGAGGAAAGUGCUUCUAUUUUUCUGAAAAUACAACCACCUGGGCAGCAAGCCAAAACUUCUGUGUCUCUCAUGCAGCAACUCUUGCUGUGUUCAACACAAAAGAACUGGAUUUCCUGAAGCGAUAUUCUGAAUAUUCUCACUAUUGGAUUGGACUGAGCCGAAAACCAGGACAGACCUGGAAGUGGGUAGAUGGAAGCACCUCCAGUGAUUGGUUUCAAGAAAUCGGAAAGGGAGAAUGUGCCUAUCUACACCAAAGUGGGAUUAGUGGUUCCAGUACCCAUUUGGUUAGAAAAUGGAUUUGCAGCAAACCGGACACACGUAUUCCAAGAAGUUAAGACAUCAUAGACCUAAGAUCUUUUACAUAAAAUAUAGCUUUUAUUCUCCUUAUAAGAAAUAUGUUAUAUUAACAUAAAAGUAUAUGAAAUUAAUGUUUAGAAAUUUUUAUUGAUGUUUCACUCUAAAUCUCUAAAUUAAUUUGUUAUAAAUUUACUAAAUUCUUGGCAUUCAAGAAGUAUACACCUCAGCAUCUAUAAAAGUUCCCAAAUUUUAUAGAAUAAAAUUUCUUAUAUGUAAUACAUUAAAAUAUGAAUGAACAAUUUAAAUGACAUUUUAAGAUGUAAUCAUGAAUUCAGACUAAUGUCAUUUAAAAUUACUUGUUUUAUAAAAAACGAUGAUAUUUUUGCAGUCUCCCUACUUUUAUUAUCAAUAACCAUUGGUUGGUUUUCUUUUAAUUUUGCAAUAUUUGCAUUACUUUAUGAGAUUCACUCAUGAAUUCAGUGUAAUUCAAACACAAUAACAGUGUUUAAAUUUGUUGAUUUAUUAUAUUAAAAAAUCUCUUUCACACACCAACCUCACAGCAAAAAACUAAAGCAAUAAUAAGAUUUCACAUUCAGAACAUCAUGUGAGGGGCCUUCAAGUUUCUGAGUAACCAGUCUUGAACUAGCAGUGUUCUAUUUUUGAAUGCCAAUAACUUAUUGCAUAAUGGGAAAAUGGAUAAUAAACAUUCAGUGGGUAGAUGGGUGGGGGACUGGGUUUGAAUUUUGCUGCUCAAUUUUCUCUCUAUUUGAGAAAACAAAUUAGGUUCUGCAUCAUACUGUAUUCUUCUUAGAGUAUAUUGUCUUUAUAUUUACUCAACAUUACCAAUUUCCCUUUGUAAAACAAUCCUUUUCUAAAAGUUCUUGUGAAAUCUGUGAUCUGCAUCCUAUGGAUACUUAAUGUAUAUUCAUUGAUAGAAGUUUGAAUAAUUGUAACAGAACACAUAUUGAAGAUGGCACUAGUAGUAAUUUGGGAACUAACUUAGUAAAGUUUCUUAUCUUUUUUUUAUAGACCAUAAUAAGUUUUCCAUCUUUUUCUCCUCCCUCUUCACCUUCAUUUUUACUUUCUUUUCCUCCCUGUACUCCCCCUUUUCCCUCAUUCCUUAUAUUGAUUU